GCGCCCCUGGCGGCCGUUGAAAAAUGGCGGCUGUCGCCGAGCUGAAGGCAGUUUUAAAAGACACCUUGGAAAAAAGAGGAGUAUUAGGGCAUUUAAAAGCACGGAUUCGAGCUGAAGUUUUCAAUGCCCUUGAUGAUGAAAGUGAACCCCGACCGUCAUUGUCUCAUGAAAACCUUCUAAUUAAUGAAUUAAUUCGGGAAUAUUUGGAAUUCAACAAAUAUAAGUAUACAGCAUCUGUCCUUAUAGCAGAAUCUGGUCAACCCGUAGCUCCUUUGGACAGACAGUUUCUCAUCCGUGAACUAAAUGCAUUUGAAGAAUCAAAGGAUAAUACAAUACCUGUUUUAUAUGGGAUUUUAGCUCAUUUCUUGAACGGAACUAAGGAUGACAUCCACAGUACAUUUCUGAAACGGUCUUCACUUCAGCCUCCAAACCCAAGUCUUGGCAGACAACCUAGUGGAAGAAAGCAAAUGGAGGACCGCAUGCAGAAGGAGCAGGGGAGGAGCGCCCACACUGAACACCUGCAUGCUUCUCCCGCAGCGAAGAGAUGAUAUUUCCAUUCGGGGUCAUCUUUUAUCUUAAACUUGUAUGUAUUAAAUAACUUAUUUAUUCUCCCAAUGUUAUCAGAAUUCAUCACUAGUAUUUGUACUUUGUAGAAAUGUGAGUUUCUACAAAACCUUUAGCCCCUUGUGUUUUUACAUUUGUGAAUAAAAGCUAACUCUUGUCACCUA
Hippopotamus amphibius kiboko is the source of this 728-nucleotide messenger RNA. RefSeq names its product centrosomal protein 20 (gene CEP20). Gene Ontology annotation, cellular component: motile cilium; centrosome; ciliary basal body. Bases 24 to 548 code for a protein of 174 amino acids. Gene Ontology annotation, molecular function: protein binding. The record is from RefSeq and is a predicted model, not a curated record. Gene Ontology annotation, biological process: cilium assembly; microtubule anchoring. The transcript has 5 exons. Lineage: Eukaryota; Metazoa; Chordata; Mammalia; Artiodactyla; Hippopotamidae.